AUGGAUGCCAUCAAUGCCUUUGUGUUUAGCAUCGUCACCCCCAAGAUCUUCUUCGGACCUGGUACCGUCAACGAGCUGCCCGGCGAGCUUUUGUCCCGCAAGCUUUCAAAGCCUCUCAUCAUCUGCUCGCCUUCUAGGACUUCCCUGGCCAAGAAAAUACGGGACAACUUGGUUAAGGCAGGCUUCUCGGACGUAGAGAUCCUCGACACCGCCAUUGUCCAUAACCCGAGCGACAUCAUCGGUCCCGCCGUUAAUCGUGCAAAAGACCGCGAUGUUCUCGUAUCAGUCGGGGGCGGCAGUGCCGUCGGCCUAGGAAAGGCAAUCGCUCUUCGCACCGACAUGCCGCAAGUGGCUAUUCCGACGACGUAUUCGGGCUCUGAGAUGACGCCCAUCCUUGGGGAAACGAAGGAUGGCAAGAAGACGUCAACAACGGACCCCAAGAUUCUGCCCAAGGUGGUCAUCUACGACGUCGACCUAACCAUGGAUCUGCCGGUAAAAGUCAGCGGCCCAAGUGGCCUCAACGCCAUGGCUCACUCAUUUGAAGCAUUAUACUCCCGCCAGGCCAACCCGUUGACAGACCACUUUGCCUUGGAGUCCAUCAGGGCGCUGUCCAAUGCCCUACCAGUGAUCGUAUCUGACCCCUCCUCGGUCGAGGCGCGUACCUCGGCUCUCUACGGUGCAUUCCUGGCCGGUUUGUUGGCGGGAGCAACCGGCAUCGCCCUACAGCACAAGCUGGCUCACGCAGCCGGCGGCACUCUGAAUCUUCCUCAUGCCGAGACGCAUUCAAUAUUCCUUCCCCACAGUAUGGCGUUCAACGCGCAAGCCUUUCCCGAGGCCACCAGGACCAAGAUUUCCUCCGCUCUUGGGCAGAGUACGGAAGACUCACUUUCGGGCAUCGUAGCCGGUCUAAAUCAGUUGCUUCGAAUCUUGAAUAUCCCUACGGGUCUCAAAGAUAUCGGCAUGCAGGAGAGUGACAUUGAUCGCGUUGCUGAUGUCGCAUCUGAAAAGCCAUAUUGGAACCCCCGUCCUCUGGAGAAGGCCGCGAUCCGUGAAAUCAUCCGCAGGGCGUGGGUUGGGGAGCGGGCAAAGACCAAUCUUUAG
Molecule: messenger RNA, 1101 nt
Organism: Colletotrichum orchidophilum
Lineage: Eukaryota; Fungi; Ascomycota; Sordariomycetes; Glomerellales; Glomerellaceae
Product: iron-containing alcohol dehydrogenase
Exons: 2
Coding region: 1-1101 (366 amino acids)
Cellular component (GO): mitochondrion
Molecular function (GO): alcohol dehydrogenase (NAD+) activity; maleylacetate reductase activity; metal ion binding
Source: RefSeq, a predicted model, not a curated record